UUGUUUGUAUUCGGUCGUGCUUGGAAAAUCUGGAUCUUGGAUUUUUGUGCGGUGGAACCGGCUGUUUUAAGUGGGGUUUGCAAAAUGUCGGAGGAAUUUGAUGGACGAUUUAAUGAGCGUCUUCUGGAGCUGACGCAAGAUGCAUUCAGCAGAUUGGGCUUUCAACUGUUCGACCCAACCGGAGAGCCGGCCGACUGUGUGCAGAAUCUUGUUAAGGAAUCACUGGAAACCUCGAGCAAAGCAUCUAAAAAACCAAAACCGCCCGAACCACAGCCACCAAUUGCUUCAGAGGUUUGCUCAGAAUCGAAGGAGCACCUUAUCAGUUGUUUGAACCUUCAUUUGGAAGAAGCAGGUGAUAUGCAGUACCGCAUAUCCAAUCUGCUUGCCAUCAUCGAAAGCCACGAAGAAAAGAUUUUAUCCAUUCGACCAGAACUAAUGCAGACUAUCACAGACCAAGACACACCAUUAGGACAGCGAGCAACAGAAAUUAAACAAAAAGUGUUAGAAAAUGCAAAGGCAGAAAAAUUUUCGAUGCAGCAAGAGGACCAAAGGUGGAUUAAGAAACAAUCGACCAAUCCAGCCAGAAAGAACAAUCCUGGAUCGAAAGCAAACGAAUCUCUUCUCCAGCGAAAGGAACGCGAGUUUCAGUUGCUGAGCACAUUUUUCAAGUACAUCAUAUCCGACCUGGCGAAUCGACGAAAUAUCAAUCGCUUGGAGCUAGCAGCGGAUCUUCGCGGCAUUCGGCAGGCUUUAAAGUUGUUGCUAGAUCAAAACUCUCCAGAACAACGAGCUACUACGAUUUUGGAACGGCAAUCGUCUGAAAAUCAACAGCAAAGUAGUAGCGCGUGCUCGAGCAAAGCAGAACAGAAAUACUCCGUCACAAUGCCUGUAACUAAGCAUGAUUCUGGUCCAGCGAAGGCUCUGGGAAGUAAGGUAAAUGUUUCUAUCGAAGCCGUGAGUAGCACGGGUGAAAAAGGUCCGUCUACCAGCAGCAGUUCGUCGCUACUGAGCACGCAUAAGCAAUGUGUUCAGGGUGGAAGUAAGUCGAAGAAGACUGAUAUUACAUUUGAAAGACACGAAUCUACUGAAAUAAUAGAAAUCAUCGACGAUGAUGAUGAUGAUUGAGGCUUCAGAGUUAGUUUGUUUAUCGAAGCAGGAAGCUCAUUUAAUAAUCUAUGUAUCUGCAGCAGAACGCUCUUAACAACGGGACAUCAGCGUGGAUGUUCCGCAUCAAGCGACGAUCACGUAUUUCCUUUUUUAGUUUUAGCAAUCCUUUUCAUGUAAGCCAAUUUUUGAUUGAAAUGGCACCAAAUGAAUCCUACUAGAUGGAGGAUACCGCGGAUUUUUCUUUCGGUUCUGGCGAUUCCACACCAAAACAAGUUUGAAGUUUAAUUACUGCAUUAAUUUACCGAAUUUUAUACGAUCUAGCUAUGUAGAUCUUUUGCCAUCGUUCGUAACCUUAUCGAUUCCAUGUAUCGUUAAGUUAUCACACUGUACACUGUAUUAAACAGAUGUUGAAUUGCUGCAUGCUGUGCUCGUCGCUAAACUCGCUAACUGUUAUCUCUGAAUCCAAACAAGGACUUACUGUUAAGCAAAAUGCAGAGCGCCAUCCGUGCACAAAAUGCACCU
Molecule: messenger RNA, 1629 nt
Organism: Anopheles darlingi
Lineage: Eukaryota; Metazoa; Arthropoda; Insecta; Diptera; Culicidae
Exons: 2
Coding region: 85-1125 (346 amino acids)
Source: RefSeq, a predicted model, not a curated record